Candida albicans SC5314 is the source of this 2049-nucleotide messenger RNA. RefSeq names its product MRX complex nuclease subunit (gene MRE11). Lineage: Eukaryota; Fungi; Ascomycota; Pichiomycetes; Serinales; Debaryomycetaceae. Gene Ontology annotation, cellular component: Mre11 complex; nucleus. Gene Ontology annotation, molecular function: manganese ion binding; 3'-5'-DNA exonuclease activity; DNA endonuclease activity. The record is from RefSeq and is a predicted model, not a curated record. The transcript has a single exon. Gene Ontology annotation, biological process: double-strand break repair via nonhomologous end joining; mitotic G2 DNA damage checkpoint signaling; mitotic intra-S DNA damage checkpoint signaling. Bases 1 to 2049 code for a protein of 682 amino acids.
AUGCCAUUGGUAGAACGUAUAGAACCAGGACCUGACACAAUUAGGGUUCUACUAACUACUGACAAUCAUGUAGGAGCAUUUGAAAACGAUCCAAUUAGAGGUGAUGAUGCAUGGAAAACAUUUGAUGAAAUCACCACCAUUGCCAAAGAUAAAGAUGUUGAUAUGAUAAUUCAAGGAGGUGAUUUAUUUCAUAUUAACAAACCAACGAAAAAAUCCAUGUAUCAUGUUAUGAAAUCACUUCGAUCCAAUUGUAUGGGAGAUCGUCCUUGUGAAUUAGAAUUAUUGAGUGAUCCGGCUCAAUCAUUAAAUAAUGGAUUUGAUGAAAUUAAUUAUGAAGAUCCAAAUUUAAAUAUAUCUAUCCCGGUGUUUGCCAUUAGUGGGAAUCAUGAUGAUGCCACUGGUGAAUCAUUAUUACUGGCAUUGGAUGUAUUAGCCGUCACGGGAUUAAUUAAUAAUUUUGGUAAAGUGAAAAACACUGAGGCAAUAACUGUUUCACCAAUAUUAUUACAAAAGGGACAAACAAAAUUGGCAUUGUAUGGGAUGUCAAAUGUAAGAGAUGAAAGAUUGCAUCGAUUAUUUCGAGAUGGUGGAGUCAAAUUUCAACGUCCAAAUAUACAAACUGAAGAUUGGUUCAAUUUAUUUGUUAUUCAUCAAAAUCAUGCUGCUCAUACUUAUACUUCCAGUAUACCAGAAUCAUUUUUACCAAAUUUCCUUGAUUUUAUAUUAUGGGGUCAUGAACAUGAAUGUAUUCCUUAUCCAGUGCAUAAUCCAGAAACCACAUUUGAUGUAUUACAAGCAGGUUCAUCGGUGGCUACUUCAUUAGCUGAAGGUGAAGUUGCCGAUAAAAAAAUAUUUAUUUUAAAUAUAAAGGGUAAAGAUUAUUCUAUUGAACCAGUUGAAUUGAAAACAGUACGACCAUUUGUAUUAAGAGAAAUUAUAUUACUGAAAACUGAUCUUAUUCCUGGUGCUGCUUCUAAAGCUGAUGUUAUUGCAUAUUUAACUGAUGAAGUGGAAAAAUCCAUUGAAAGAGCAAAUAAACAAUUUAGUAGCCAAAAUAUUCUGAAUUCUAAUCGAGCAAUCACUAACCUGAGCAACAAUGCAACUGCAGAUCCCAUUGAAAAGCCAUUACCAUUGAUUAGAUUGCGAGUCGAGUAUAGUGGUGGAUAUGAAAUUGAAAAUGUGACGAGAUUUUCCAAUAGAUUUGUUGGCAAAAUUGCUAAUGUUAAUGAUGUGGUUCAAUUUUAUAAGAAAAAGACACCAACAAAAAGUGAUAAUAAAUUAACUCGGAAAACUAAAUAUGACGUUGAUUUAAUUGAAGAAAAUUUACAUCAUAAAAAAACCACUGAAUUGGAACUUCAAGAUAUUAUUCGGGAUUUCUUACAACAAACUCAAUUAUCAUUAGUUCCUGAAACUGAAAUGAAUCAUGCCGUUAAAAAAUUUGUUGAAAAUGAUGAUAAACAAGCUUUAAAUCAAUUUAUUAAUCAAGAAAUUAAACGAGAAACCAAAAUGUUAUUAGAUAUUGAUAUUGAUGAAAAUGAAUUUCAUGGAGCUGAUGAAAAACAUGCUAAAACGGCGUUUAAACAUGUAUUACUGCAAUUGAAAAAUAUCAAUGGGCCUAUUAAUAUAGAUUAUGAACCUGAAAUUGAACCAACUAACAACAACACCAACAAAAAGUCUGCUACUACAAAGAAAAGAACCCCUAAGAAAAAUACCACCAUCCCUAAAAAGAUAACAACAACAGCCACCAAAAAACCUAAAAUUGAUGAUAUAAUUAUAAGUUCAGAUGAUAGUAAUGAUUACGGCAAUGACGACGAUGACGAUAAAGAAGAAGAAGAAGAAGAAAAUGAACAUGACUCUGGUCUUCGUUUGUUUGUGACUGAUACACCUGACACCAAUAGUACACGUCGAUCUAAAAGUAAUCGAUCCAAAAGACCAACUAGUUAUGUUGAAGAUGAGUCAGGUAUACUUAGUGAUGAAGAUGAUUAUGUUCCACCCAGUAAAAGUAAAGGAAUAUUUUCCAGAAGCUUUAAUAACAGGAAAAGAAAAUAA